GUGUUCUGACAGGCCGGUGUCGUACAUUUUUGCAGAAUCACCAUGGCGUCUGUGUUGAAAGAGACUGCGGGAUUAUAUGAAACAUUGAAAGCCGAGUGGAAUAAAAAGAACCCAAACCUCAAUAAAUGCGGUGAGCUCUUGAGCAAGUUAAAGAUUUCCCUGUUGGAGUUGAACUUUCUACCAACCACUGGGACCAAACUAACCAAACAGCAGCUUAUCCUCGCACGAGAUGUUUUGGAGAUUGGAGCGCUGUGGAGCAUUCUGAAGAAAGACAUCCCCUCAUUUGAACGCUACAUGGCUCAGCUUAAAUGCUACUACUUUGAUUACAAGGAUGAGUUGCCUGAGUCGGCCUACAGGCACCAGUUGCUGGGACUAAACCUGCUCUUCCUGCUCUCUCAGAACCGAGUGUCUGAAUUUCACACAGAGCUGGAAAGACUGAGCGCAAAGGACAUCCAGACGAACGUCUACAUCAGACACCCAGUUUCAUUAGAGCAGUAUCUGAUGGAGGGCAGUUACAACAAGGUAUUUCUUGCCAAAGGAAAUAUUCCCGCGGAGAGCUACACCUUCUUUAUUGAUACUCUUCUUGAUACCAUCCGAGAUGAGAUUGCAGGUUGUAUAGAGAAAGCAUAUGAACAGAUUCAAUUCAAUGAAGCCACGCGGGUGCUUUUCUUUUCCUCUCCAAAAAAGAUGACAGACUAUGCAAAGAAAAGAAACUGGACCCAGAGUCCUGAUGGAUACUACUCAUUCAGCACCCAGCAUCAAAAGACAGAGGAGGUGACCAUCCCCUCCACAGAACUGGCCAAACAAGUCAUCGAGUAUGCAAGACAGCUGGAAAUGAUUGUGUAGUGUGGAUAUUUGACACAUGUAUACAUAAAGGUUCACAUUUGUUCAUCCAAACAUACAAAUAAAAGCAUUGUACAGUGGCCAUAUAUCUGGACUCAGUUUAGACAGCGGAUGACACACCCACAAAUAAUGGAUCUCAGAGGCCUACGAAUGAUCAAUAUCUGCCUGUAUCAGGGUCUCUUGGUAUGAUUGUGUGUUGGAUGUGUGUUUUCAGUAACUCUCUUGCAUUACUGGUGAUCAUCUAAUAACCGCUCUAAGUUUUUUUGGAAAUAAACAUUUAAUACGUAUAGUUUGAAUAUCAAGUUGUUUUUUCCCCUCAAUGUUUAAUGGGUUUUUUUUAACAAAAGUGAGUUUGAGAGUUUGGAAAAGUGGGUCUAGAUAGUAUGUUGGGGAUGGAAGCUAAACUUCACUGCUUAUUCAAUGUAAUCCCAGGAGUAUUCAUUGAAUUAUUGUACUCUCCGCCUUGUAUCCUAGCAACUGUGAGAGGAUUGGUUAAAAGUUUGCAGAUGUUUUUCUUUGUUUAUCCUGUAAUGGGAUAAAAAUCCCCCAAAUUGUCAAAAGGAAGUGACAGUUCAUAGUAAAUAAAACUGUUUUUUCUGAUUCU
Molecule: messenger RNA, 1447 nt
Organism: Danio rerio (zebrafish)
Lineage: Eukaryota; Metazoa; Chordata; Actinopteri; Cypriniformes; Danionidae
Gene: psmd8
Product: proteasome 26S subunit, non-ATPase 8
Biological process (GO): proteolysis
Cellular component (GO): proteasome regulatory particle
Source: RefSeq, marked validated